This is a messenger RNA of Eimeria acervulina, 220 nucleotides long. RefSeq lists its product as hypothetical. The record is from RefSeq and is a predicted model, not a curated record. The transcript is spliced from 2 exons. Lineage: Eukaryota; Apicomplexa; Conoidasida; Eucoccidiorida; Eimeriidae. The annotation marks the transcript as partial.
AUGUUGGACCUGCCACAAGGAGGUGAAGAAGCCCUUCGACAACAGCACUGCUGCAACAGCAGCAACAGCAGCAGCAGCAGCAGCGGCAUCGACAUCCGCAGCUGCAGCAGCAAGCAAAAAAGGAGGAGGUACGCCACCAGUAACGCCAUUGGAACGGGGGGGCAGCAGCAGCAGCAGCAGCAGCAGCAGCAGCAGCAGCGGCAGCAUCUGCAGGACAAUC